UGCAUUCAUAUUUCACAGAAAACUAAGUAAUUGCAUUUUCUGUAUUGCUAUGAAAGUUGACGUUUUAAUCAUUGAACCUGGUACAUUACCUCCUGUUCAAUUGUUCGUUCAACCAUUGACCAUUCAAAUUCGACCUAGGAUUGUCUCUUGAACACGGUGAUUCAGAACAUGAUAUUGAGCAACAAGGUUGCGCCUGCGACAUUUGAUCAUCUGGCUUCUGGUGGUAUACGAAUAAUUUAUAAUCAGCAGGAUAAGACGUUUGCACAGCACGCAAUUAUUAAUAACCACGUAGGUAUUCAUCAAGAAGAUGUCAAAGUGUUCUGCACGCAGGCCCAAGGAGGGUAUCCACAGCACACUACUUUAAAUGAACGCAAGGCUAUUAAAGACUAUGGUAAAUAUUUCAAAUGUUCAUCAUGUGAUAGAACUUUUACAUCAAGAUCAGGAUUAUGGUAUCAUGUACAGCUUGUUCAUGAAGUACAAAAUUAUCCCUGUGAUCACUGUUCAAGAACCUUCAGAUUGAAGCAAUAUCUCAUUGCACAUGUGCAACAAGUACAUGAAAAAAGACUAGCAAAAUGUGAAGAAUGUGGAGCGACAUUUGCUUCUUUGGGCAAUUUAAAGAAACAUGAGAAAAGCAUACACGGAGGCCGACUUUUCGACUGCCCUUCGUGCGAUCGUUCCUUCACUUCUAGAUCUGGCUUGUGGUACCAUAUUCAUCUUGUUCAUGAUGUACAAUCCUUUCAAUGUGAUAUAUGCUCCAGAACAUUUGCAUUAAGAGUUUAUCUUCACGCUCAUGUACAACAAGUUCAUGGAAAAAGAAUGGUUAAAUGUGAACAGUGUGGUAAUUUUUUCUUGUCUGGAAGUACUUUCAGAAGACAUGUAGAAACUCAACACAAAGGCAUGCAACUUCCACUCAGUAACCAUUAUAACUCUCCAGUUGAUCGGAAACCAUCUGGAUUAAAACCACCCGUAGGUGAAGUGAUAUUCAAAUGUGCCAGUUGUAACAAAUCUUUUGCCUCGAGAUCUGAUGUCGCAGUGCAUUAUAGACAUGUACAUGCUCUCAAAUAUAUUAAAUGCGCAGAAUGUGAUCGAACUUUUACGUCGAAAUCAAGUUUGCAAAGUCAUGUACGCGUAGCACAUCCCGAUGAUGACGAAGAAGAAGAAGUAGAAGCAGAAGAGGAGGAAAUGGACAUGCCAUUACCCUCUAAGAAAUCUCCUGUAAAAACUGUCACUAUCCUCCUUUUCCGAACAAAUAAAAAUCUCCGUCUUCAAAAUCCUCCUGUUACAUAAAUCUAAUUUUGUUAUAAUGAUGAAUUAUUUCGCAGUGCACAUAUUGUAUUGUAGAUUCUUGUGGAUCAGAUAUAUUGUUUUUAUUACUAUUAAUUUUGAUAAAUGUAUAAAUUUGUUUUUACCAUUGUGUUGAUUAUUAUUGACGAAAGAAUGAAAUAAAAGAAAUAACUGUACAUAUUUUUGUAGUACUCAUUAUUUUUUUUCAAUAAUCUGGUCAAGCGUUUAAUUCCAUUAUGCGUAAAAUUUAUUUUGAUGAAGUCUCACAGUAUUCGACACUAGUAACUAUUGUGAUGCGUCUAGUCCUCUGGUUGGUGUAGACUGAAUUCUAUCAGUCAGGUUGUAAUGUGACCACCAUUCUAGCUAGCUCGCCAUCACGAUGCGCAUUGAUUUGAUGGUAUUAGAUGGUUGGAGGCAAUCGGCAGUGUUAUACAGAAAUAUUUAUUGAUGACGCUUCGAGCACAAUUUAUUACUGCUCAUAAUCAUAUCAAGGUACUCACACAACUUUCUAACUUCGUUUAUAUAUUUCCAUUAUUUUUUUCAUCGCUUCACUUGAUUGGUAGUAGUAUUUUCCAUAUUUCUGGUAUGCGUGAUGGGUUAUUCCUAUUGCAUGUGUUGAGUGUAGACUUGAUGAACAAGGAUUCAGUAAUCAACCUCUCUCUCCACUUACCCAUAUUAUUUUUAGAAACUUGACUCUGCCCCACUCAUUCCAUUGUGUGUUACCGCAUGGAGUGCAAUGCAGUACUAAGUUUUUUUCUAAAUUACUUAUCUUCUCGGGGUCAGUCAUUCUAGCCUUAGCUAAAUUCUUAUGUUUUGACAAUCUGACUACCCCCGGAUCCACUAAUUUUACCUAUGUAGUUGACCUCACAGUCAUUGCAAGGUAUGUUGUAAACUACAUUAUUUUGUCUAAUUGGGUCAACAGGGUCCUUAAGCCUGCAGAGCUUGUCUCCGAUUGUGAAGGUUUGAAUGUCACCCUAUUUCCUGCUUUGUUAGGAAUCUUACCUAGGGUCCCAGAUGUCCGUUCCUUAUUUGGAAAAAUUGUAGAUGUCUUGUAUUCUCUCUUUUUUAUGUUAU
Messenger RNA from Trichobilharzia regenti, 2358 nucleotides. NCBI's taxonomy places the organism in Eukaryota, Metazoa, Platyhelminthes, Trematoda, Strigeidida, Schistosomatidae. The record is from the annotation of a GenBank genome assembly.